Balaenoptera acutorostrata (minke whale) is the source of this 1041-nucleotide messenger RNA. RefSeq names its product transcription elongation factor A like 9 (gene TCEAL9). The record is from RefSeq and is a predicted model, not a curated record. NCBI's taxonomy places the organism in Eukaryota, Metazoa, Chordata, Mammalia, Artiodactyla, Balaenopteridae. Bases 282 to 596 code for a protein of 104 amino acids. The transcript is spliced from 3 exons.
GUGCAGAAGUCCUGCUAGUCUGGUCCUUGUUCCCGUCUGGGUACCAGUUUGCUUCAGCAGCGCAGCCGGUGGGGCCCGAGGCUAGGAGAAGGAGAAGGAGUCAGCUUGCCGGAAUUUUGCAGGUCUGCAGGUCUGCAGGUCUGUUGUUCGUAGCAGUACGCAGGGCUAGAAAAGGCGAGGAAGAAACUGACCGGAUCAGUACGGAAGUAGUUGUUUUCAAAGAAGAAUAAGCAGAAAAAAAGAAAGGAAGAGGGAACGGAAGGAAGAGAGACAGAUACAAGAUGAAACCCUGUCAAAAGAUUGAAGGAAAACCAGAAAAUGAGAGUGAACCAAAACUUGAGGAAGAGCCAAAGCCUGAGGAAAAGCCAGAGGAGGAGGAAGAGCCAGAGGGGGAGGAAAAAACCGAAGGAACUUUUAGAGAAAGGCUGAUUCAGUCUCUCCAGGAAUUUAAAGAAGAUAUACACAACAGGCAUUUAAGCAAGGAAGAUAUGUUUAGAGAAGUGAAUGAAUUAGACGAGAUAAGGAGAGUAAGAAACAAACUUAUAGUGAUGCGUUGGAAGGUUAAUCGAAACCAUCCUUACCCCUAUUUAAUGUAGUUUACCUUGAUUUUUAUUUUUCCUGAUGUUAACAUUACUUUCUUUUGAUUUGCGUUUUCCCAAUACACCUUUGUCCAUCUUUCUACUUUUAACUUGUUGCUAUUAGUGGUUUUAGAUGCAUCUCAUUGUUUAUUUUACUUCAAACCAAUCUACAAGUCUUUGCCUUUUAAUAAGAGAACUUUACUCAUUUGUACAAAAAGAGGUUCCUGACAGGAUAUAAAAUGAAAAAAAAAGUUGCUAAGUAAUAUGUGAAUAUCAUAUUUUUGAAAGGGAAGAGUACAUUUGUAUAUUACAUAUAUGCACAGAAGAACAUGUGAAGGAUGAAAGACAAAAAGUACAGUCAGUGGUAGGAUUAUGAGUGAUUUUUUUAUUCAGCUUAUUUGUAUUUUUCCUUAUUCCUAGAAUGUACACACAUUAUUGUUAAAAAUAAUAAAAGGUUUAUUUA